AUGGCACCCGUGGAGCGUGAAGCUCCGAGAGACGGGGAUCGUCCUCUGAGACACCAACAUUCAAUGUCCUCCGAUCAGGGGAGAGCGUUGGUGCCUAUGUGGGAUAGCUCAGAUCCUGAUAGAGCGCCGCCGCCCCUACCUUUAAACCCACAGUCGCCCAGCGUUGGCACCUCUAGAAAAGGAACAUCGAGCGCCAUCCAGUCUGCCCAUGCCGCUCUCACAGAGAGAGCGAGAGAGAGCGCAAUGCUUCCGGCACCGCUCACCAAGAGGAACACCGAUAUGUCGCCUGACCGUUCGCUUAUCAGAGGCUCUCAGCACAAACGGAUGCAGUCCCUCCAGCCAGGAACUGUCAGAGACCUCAGUUUACUCCUAGAAGGUGGCCAGCAGUCAAACCCCCCAUCCCCAACCAAGUCGCCAGAGCGAUCUACUCGACCCUCAACCCCGGCGUCGAAAAGGCGAGAUAGCUUCUCAGAUACUAAAUCCUCCGAAAAGGAGGCCACAACUCCGUCGUCAGCUCCGAGUCUGACACCAAUCGUCCGUCCGACUGUUAGGAGGCAACAACAGAGCAUUUUAGGCGAAAAUACGCCACCCCAGUCUGCGACGAUGCUUGCUAUUCAAAACAUGCCACUCCAGGGGCCAAAAGAACAGGAAAACACACCCUCCAAUGGUGGUAAUGGCUCAACUGCCCUCAUGAAAGCACCUCAGUCAGUUGAAGCCCUUUCUGGACAGCUUCUUAGCCUCACCAGCAUUGCAACUGCUCUUCAAAAGGACAUGGCUCAACUGAGCCGUAGAAGUCGGGACAACGCUACGGACUUGUUGAGCCUAAAAGAAGCUACUAAAGCGAGAGAUGAGGAUAUUCGCAAGAGUUUGAGAGAGCUCAUCAACAAUGCCCACGACUCAACCGUAAGGCCGUCUUCCCGCGAUCAUUUCACCAGCAGUCUUUUCCUCGACACGAAGUCUCAGCAUACCUCCCCGCCUCCUCCCAAAGCUGCUCGCCCCUUUUCAUUGCCCAGAAUCCCGUCCCCUAAUAGCUUCGCUGCAUCAAUUGACAGAGACUCGCUGAGUACUCCAUCCCUCUGCAACUCGGAAUCUCCUGCCACGAUAGCCAUACUGGACAAGAUUAUCAGAGACAUGGGCACAAAGGAGGGGCAUGAUCUGCUGCUGGCCCGUCUGACUGAUGUGGCUGAAAAGCUUGCCGGUGUUGCUCCAGCUUCCAAAGUGGAUGAACUCAUACAGUUAGUCAAAGACAGAUCAGACAACAAUGUUGCCGUAUCUCAAGGCAACAACGGAAAUGGGAGCGGUAAUGAGAACCGACCCCGUAUGGCUGGGUUUGACGACUACGAAAACAGCAGCGUUUUCGACUUCGACCCUGGCUACGCCAGCCAAUUGACUCAUAGAUCAGAGAGGGCGGCAUGCAAUGAGCCGGAUUCAAGAUCUGCCACAAUGCCGACCAACGCCUCUGGCCUCGUUAGUGACGAGCUUCUCAAGAUCAUUCGUUCCGUGAAGGACAGCGUCGCUCAAGGCGGUGGCCUCACUGCUGAAGUCAAGGCUCUAGUGAGAGAGCUACGCGGGGAAGUGUUGGGAAUGGGACGUGAGAUCGGCAGGAAGUUGGACGAGGUCAACACGCAGAUUGUGCCGUCAGAAUCUUCAGAAACAAACGAUCAAAUGUCGAGGAUCAUCCACGAGGGCCUUGACCAAAUGAAAGAGCAGAUGGAUGAGGUGCUUCGAGAACAUCGAAGACAGUCAACAAACUCCGUGUCUUCGAGAGCCAGCGUGGUGGACUACCAAGAGAUCUAUAACGCCAUGAGAGCCGCUCUCCGAGACUCACAGGCCUCGCAGGCCAAGGCUCCUGAGCUGAGUCGCGAAGAUGUAAUCGAUGCCAUCAAAGAUGCCUGGGAAAAUUAUAAGCCCGAAGUUGAGCACCAGGACCUUGGUCUUGGACAGGAGGAGAUCUUGGAGUAUCUCAAGGAGGGCCUGCAGGAAUACGUCAAGCAAGACCCACAUCCCGUUGGAGCUUCCAGGGAGGAGGUAUUUCAAGCAGUGGUUGAAGGCCUGAAGCAUUUUGUGCCACCGCGUGUAGAUACACCAGCCAGCCUCUCCAGAGAUGAGAUACUUGACGCAGUCCGGGAGUGCUUGGAAGAAUUCGAAUUUCCGGUAGCCCCCUCGGCUUUCAAUUCGGAACUCACCCGGGAAGAUAUGCUCCAUGCUGUCAAAGAGGGCCUGGGUGAGUAUGAGCUACCGACCGCGGGUUCUCUCGUCCCUCAUCAAAUCAAGAAUGAUGAGAUUGUUGCCAGGCUGCAGGAAAUAACGGACUAUAUGCGGAGUGAGUUCCGAACGGCAUCAGAGGUGGCAAAGCAAAGUAUUGCAACCAGUAGCCGCAACUCGGAACAGCUUCUGGGAAUGACUAAGGACGGUCUCGAUAAGUUACGGAACGAUAUGCAGGAAUACAUGAGCCAUCUCAGUACUAAUGCUUCUGGUAAUGAUGAAAUCACCCAGACACUGCUUGGUACUUUGGAUACCUUCAGAGACGACAUGACUUUAUUAGUCGAUCGCGUUUCAAGCGACUCAAGAUCAACCAUUGAGAAUCAUUUCGAGUCUUUGCGCGACACCGUCAACUCAUCCAUGGUACCGGUAACCCCCCAAAUUAACCAAAAGGAAAUUAUCGAAGCUGUGCGGGAUGGUGUCGACAGCGUGCGUGCAGAGUUGCGUCGUCCCUUUGCUGGGGUCACAGAAAUUCUCGAUGCCCUUCAUGAUGGGUUGGCGGAUCUGCGCAUAAGUAUAGACAAGGUCAGCAACCGCCCUACAGAUCUAACUGCAAACGACGAGAUUCUUGACGCAUUAAGAUCUGGGCUUGACAGUGUUCGCUCAGAUAUCGAUGGACUCCGAGAGCAGCAUGGUCAGAAUGACAGGGCUUUGACGACGAUGAAUGAUGGCGCUGUUGUACCGGCAGAUGCACUGAAACAGGACGAUAUCAAGAACCUUGAAGUACUCAUCACUCAGCUUCGCAUCAAGAUUGAGGCGAUAGAGCCGAGCAGUCUUGAAUCAGCCUCCAAGGAAGAUCUCAUGCGCAUGGAGGGCUUGCUUCACUCUCUGCAGGAAUCCGCCUCCAAGGACGAUAUGCUACGCCUUGAGGACAUGCUCCGACUUGUUCAGGAGUCGGUGUCCAAGGACGACUCAUCCCGAAUUGAAGAAGUCUUACUUAGCACUCAGGAUUCUGUAUCCAAGGAAGACCUGGCACGACUCGAGGAGGCGCUCCACGAUAUUCAAGAGACUGUUAAGCCCAAAGGCAGCGGGACAAGCAAUCCGGCCAGCAAUGAAGCUGCUUCAAAAGAGGAUGUCCAAGCUAUCGAAACUAUACUCCGCAAUACCAAGGGCCGGUUAGAUGACCUUAUCGACAGCGAACAGGCAGUACGCAAAGAGCACCUGGACAGUCUUGAGAACAUUAUCCUAGAGACUAGAGAGACUAUCAAUCUCAUCACCACCCAGAUGGACAGUCUUUCACGAAAGGACGAUGUUACGACUGUCGAGUCGCUGGUCACACAGGUCGCUGCGGGCUUCGAAGAAAUGAAGGAAAAUGCUGCGAAACAGCUAGAAGAUCCCGAACGCGUGACUAAGACCGAUGUCGACGCUGUCGAGGCUGUUUGUUUGGAUAUCAAGAAUGUGUUUGAUCAGAUGCUUAAAACAGACCUGGCAACGCUUGCGACCAAGGAGGAUCUGAAAAGGACGGAAACAGCGCUCGAGGAACUCAGGGCACCGGUGGAGGGCCUCAAGGCUCCUCUAGACGAGCUCAAGACUCCGCUUCAGGAGUUGAAGUCGCCCUUAGAGGAACUCAAGGCACAGCUUGAUGCUUUGAACGAGUCUCACGCCAAGGGAAGCGAAGAACGUCAAGCUGAAAUUGUUGGUGUUAGUGAGAGGAUUUCCGAAGUCAAGACGUUUCUGGAGGAAUUUCAAGGUCUGUUCAAGAGCAGGCUUGGAGAUGGAGUUACUGGUAUUGAAACUCUUGCCAAACUCCUCGAAGGCGUUUCAACCACGGUGGAGCGCAACUCGUCAAUAGGCCAGGAGCUGAAAGAUCUCACUGACACGAUGAAGAUGGAAUUCGAAGAAUCCAAGGCUGGUGUAGUUGGCGCCAAGCUAGAGUCGGAUGAGAAGUUCCAGCAGACUACCGAAGCUCUGAGUGCCAAGAUCGACGAAAAGGUAACAGAACUCAUGGUCAAGUACGACGAAUUCCAAGUUGCCCUCGAGGAUCGCACGAGGACGGGAGAGGCUCGAGACGCCGAUACUGCAGCAGCUGUGCUGGGUACCAAGGCAGUCGCGGAGGAUCUCAAGUCGCUCGUCGACACAUUAGGGUCAGCUGUUACCGAUUCGAUGGAGAAGAUGGAGGAAGCGUCCAAGACCGUUUUUAACAAGGUGGAGGACCUCAUGAGUCGCUCGGAGGAAAACCACACAGAAGGAAAAGCUGAGCACCAGCAAACCCGCGAUCACUUGAAGCAAGCUCUUGAAGCCGUCGAAGGCCUGCAGGGACAUGUAGGCGAGGUCCAACCACAGAUUCUCGAGGCUGUCAAGAAUAUCUCCCUCAUUGUCGGUCAACAUUAUGACUAUGCCAAGGCGUCAACAACAGAUAUCCAGCAACUUAUUGAGGAAGCCAAACCACCCGAGCAUGCGCUCCUACCACCGCCUGAAAAGUACUACGACGACACAGUGUUGCUUGAAAAGCUUGACAAGCUGACCGAAUAUGCUAUGAUUCCUGUCGAAAAAUAUGACGAUGCACCAGUCCAGGAGAAACUAGACAAAAUUGUCGAACAUGCAUUGGUACCUAUCGAAAAAUACGACGACACAAUCACUCAAGAGAAACUCGACAGGCUCGUCGAACACGUAUUGAUGCCUGUUGAGAAGUAUGAUGAUGCGGCUGUUCAAGAGAAACUCGAUAAGCUCGUUGAACACUCACUUGUGCCUAUUGAGAAAUACGACGACGCAGCUGUUCAGGAAAAGCUGGAUAAACUUGAUACGCACUUACACGAGAAGCUUGACAGACUCGUUGAGCAUGCCCUGCUGCCUGUGGAGAAGUACGACGAUGCAGUUGUCCAAGAGAAGCUCGACAAGCUUGUGGAGCACUCGCUCGUACCUAUCGAAAAAUACGAUGACAAGCCGGUAAACGAGAAGCUUGACAGGCUUGUUGAGCAUGCCCUGUUGCCAGUGGAGAAGUACGACGAUGCAGUUGUCCAAGAGAAGCUUGACAGGCUUGUUGAGCAUGCCUUGCUGCCAGUGGAGAAGUACGACGAUGCAGUUGUCCAAGAGAAGCUUGACAGACUUGUUGAGCAUGCCCUAUUACCCGUUGAAAAGUACGACGAUACAAUGGUUCAUGAGAAACUAGACGGACUAGUCAAUCAUAGCCAUGCAGCUGAAAAGGCGUUUUCCCAACUCGAUACCCUGGAAAAGGUCCACCAACAGGUCAUUCAAACAGCUGCGGAUAUAUCACUCUUCCUCGCCAAUCAAACCAAGAGAAUUACGGAUGAGGAUAACGAGAAAGAGAAAAUGUUACAGGAGACGAUUCUUGCCUUGGAACGCAAGCUAGUUCUUAAGGAGCAAAUCGAGGCAAAUCUUCUUGAUCUGAAGCAAGAGGAAGAGCGGCUAAAGGCGUCUGUGCUUGGACUCAGGACGGAGCAUGAAAGUCUUUUCCGACAGAAGACAAGAUUGACGGGUGAUGUAUCAUCUUUAGAAACAGCGUUGCAUUUGCGCCGAGAAGAGCUUCACGACAUGGAAAUUCGCGCUGAAGGGUUGGAGCGUCGCAUCCUAGAGGGUGUUAUGGACCAUUCCCGAGUCCUCCUUAUGUCAAAAGCAACCAGGGGACGUGACGCUAUGAGCCGGAAACGCGUCCAGACCAAGAAGCCCGGCGGGGAAUCAGGAGCUCCUGAGAAGACCUCGCCUACCGUCAGCUUGGCUCUGUCUGCCAAACGUAAUUUGAAGCCGCCAACCCAGACGGGUGCAGCUCGUCGCAUCUUGUCGCUCAGCCAAAUUACAAACAAUGUGCCCACAGGUGGUGUUCAGCGUAGCCAGAGCGUGAGAACUGCUGGCGCUGGCGGAAAAGGCAUGCGGAAAUCAAGCUGGGCAGGCAGUUUUGCCAAAGGCUAUGGAGAUUUGGACAAGGAGAACAUGACCCUGAAAGAGAGCGAGGAAGAGAAUAUGGCAAAUAUCCCAUUAUCUGAAGAUGCUGUUAUUGAGGCAGAAUCUCGGAUAAGUGGCGAUGAUGCGAGCGACGCCGAAACCUUACGACGAAGCAGCCGUGGCACGACGGUUAUUACGGAAAGUACAGACAACUAUACCGGCGACGGCGAUUACUCGGAUUACUAUGAUGACAUCCAAAGCGACCUGCAGAGCGAUUGGACAGAAAGCGUUGUGAGUUCAACGCUUAGCCAGGAGACAUUGGGAAAUGAGGUUGUCGUGUACGGAGAGCACUAA
Molecule: messenger RNA, 6456 nt
Organism: Colletotrichum truncatum
Lineage: Eukaryota; Fungi; Ascomycota; Sordariomycetes; Glomerellales; Glomerellaceae
Source: RefSeq, a predicted model, not a curated record